Molecule: messenger RNA, 2429 nt
Organism: Centropristis striata (black sea bass)
Lineage: Eukaryota; Metazoa; Chordata; Actinopteri; Perciformes; Serranidae
Product: BOLA class I histocompatibility antigen, alpha chain BL3-7-like
Exons: 7
Coding region: 264-1220 (318 amino acids)
Biological process (GO): immune response
Cellular component (GO): external side of plasma membrane
Source: RefSeq, a predicted model, not a curated record
CUUUUCCAGUCAGCUCUGCAUUUGUUCCUGCGCAGCUAAAACACGUCUUUAUAUUUAUUUACUUUCACUUCUACUUUGCCUUUAUAUGGAUAUUUGUUUUUAACCGAAUAACACUGAAUGCAUCAUAUUUACGAUGUUUGUACUGAUUGUAUAACCUUGUUUGUCCGACAGUUAAACACUCCUUGAAGUUUUUUACAACUGGAUCUUCUGGAUUCCAAAAUGUUCCAGAGUUUGUAGCUGUUGGAUUGGUUGAUGAACUUGUCAUGGGUUACUGCGACAGCUAUGAAAAGAUGGUUGAACCAAAACAUGACUGGAUGAGAAAAGUAUUUGAAAGUGAUCCUCAGCAGUUGGCGUCGUACAGUCGAACAUGUCUUGAGGAGACUCACUUUUUCAAAGCCUCGAUUGACCAUUUGAAACAUCGCUUCAACCAAAGUGGAGGUGAUCACAUUUUACAGAAGAUGAGUGGCUGUGAGUGGGAUGAUGAGACCGGAGAAGUUAAUGGUUUUAAUCAGUUUGGUUAUGAUGGAGAAGACUUUAUAUCAUUGGACCUGAAGACACUGACAUGGAUCGCUCCACAACCACAGGCUGUCAUCACCAAACAGAGAUGGGACGCUGAUGAAGCUAGAACAAAAUACUCUGCCUAUUACCUCACUCAUGUGUUCCCUGAAUGGCUGAAGAUGUAUCUGGACUAUGGCAAGAGCUCUCUGCUGAGAAAAGACCUUCCCUCAGUGUCUCUCCUCCAGAAGACUCCCUCCUCUCCAGUCAGCUGCCACGCUACAGGUUUCUACCCUGAGGCAGCCAUGAUGUUCUGGAGGAAAGAUGGAGAGGAGCUUCAUGAGGACGUGGAGCUCGGAGAGAUCCUCCCCAACCACGAUGGAUCCUUCCAGAUGAGUGUUGACCUGGACCUCUCAUCAGUCAAACCUGAAGACUGGACCAGGUACGAGUGUGUGUUUCAUCUCUCUGGUGUGAAGGACGACAUCGUCACCAGACUGGACAAAGCAGUGAUCAGGACCAACAGAGUUUCUCCCUCAGAGUUUCCUGCUGCUGCUGUUAUUGGAGUUUGUGUGGGAUUGAUGCUGCUUCUUGCACUCUGCAUCACUGGACUCUUCUUCUGGAGGAAACACAAGAAUGGAUUCAAGCCUGCAAACUCUUCCGAACAUUCCUCCUCUCCAACUCCUGUGGACAAUGAUACAGCUCUGACUGAUCACAUGAUUCAGUGAAGAUUAGAAGAAGACACGUAACUCCAGUGAAGUGGUUGUGGCAUCAAUAUUUUAUUAGGUUAUGUUAUGUGACAUAAAUAUGUAUUAACAAAACUUCUUUUACUGAAAUCUAACUUAAGUGUUUUAUAGAUUGGAUUAGACUGUUUCAGAUUGUAGAAUAAUGAAGUGAGAAGUGAUAGAAGCAUUUUAUCUGCAGCUGUUUCUGUAGACCUUUGGUGUAAAGAUCACUGCAGCAGCUGUCACACUGUAGUGGAAAAUCUUAAGAGACAACAAGAGUUUCUAGAAAGACAGCCCUGCGGGAUUUAUUGACAAGUACAAUAUUCAAGAUACACAAACAGGUCCUUGGUUCGAACAGCAACUGCCCAGUUUUCCUAUUUCUGUUACUAUAUACCUAAUGUUCGUGUGUAAGGUCUGAUGCUUUCCUGUUAUGGAGUAAAAAGUACAAUAUUUGCCUCUAAAAUGUAGUGGAGUGGAAGUAUAUAGUUACUUAAAGUGUAAAUACUCAAGUUAGGUACAAGUAACUCAUAAUCAUUUUACUUGAGUAAAUGUACUUGGUGACAUUCCGCCACCUCACACAACACACAACCAUGUUUCCAGUGCAGAAUCUUGGGGCUUUUACAUAUCAAAUUCAUGUUAUUCAGUCAUGUGAUCUCUUGUCUUUGCUGAUGAUUAGCAUUGAUGACAUGUCAUGUAACGAUAUGUAAGAGAUAAUGUACAUAGAGUGUACAAUAUCAUGAAAUGAUCUCUGACAUGGUGAUGCUAGACCCAGAGGCAAAGCACUUAAUGUUGAAUCAGCUUUUAUUCUUUAAUUUUUUUUUAGUUUGCCACAGCUGUUGAGGAUUUCUUUAUGCAUAUUGAUAUGAUUGAACAUGAUCCUACAGAGUCCAUGAUCAGAACUAUAUCCAUAGCAAGUCUCUAUAUAUAGCAACGUUCUGUUAUACCUGGCAGCAGUCUGUUAUUCAGAAUUAACAGACUCUACAAUGCCAUUAUCGAUCAAUUAGAAUCAAGUUUUUCCAACCACAUGUAAUAAACUUUAUUGCAUAUUGCCAUUUUCUUUUUUUUUGGAAAACUGAUUCACCUAAAAUCUAUUUGUCAAGGGUCUAUUUUUAGUUAAAUUGAUGUUUUUUAGACUAAAUGUGUUCUUCUUGUGCUCUUAUUUUGUUUGAUAAGACCAGACCCAAACAUGUAACAUGUUUUAAACACAUAUUA